Puccinia graminis f. sp. tritici CRL 75-36-700-3 is the source of this 2039-nucleotide messenger RNA. RefSeq lists its product as uncharacterized. Gene Ontology annotation, cellular component: membrane. Gene Ontology annotation, molecular function: phosphotransferase activity, for other substituted phosphate groups. The transcript is spliced from 10 exons. Gene Ontology annotation, biological process: phospholipid biosynthetic process. The coding region runs from base 113 to 1540 and encodes 475 amino acids. The record is from RefSeq and is a predicted model, not a curated record. Lineage: Eukaryota; Fungi; Basidiomycota; Pucciniomycetes; Pucciniales; Pucciniaceae.
AGGUUUGACUCGCCCCCUCCGCGAUCCUGCAGAUACAUACAUACCCCAAGUUUACACAUCCACAAGCACGAUUUCUUUGAGAAGAGCUGUGAAAUUCAGAGCGAGUUGAGUGAUGUUGGAGCGACCACACUUCAUCCCAAGGAACCGUCGGGCGAACCUAUCCAAGUAUAAGUAUAGCGGCGAGGACCAUUCGAUCAUCUCUCGUUAUGUCUUGACACCCUACUGGAAUCGAUUGGUCACUUUUGUCCCCAUGAGCGUGGCCCCGAACUUGAUCACAUUAACUGGUCUGGUGUUCGUGAUGCUGAAUUUCGCAAGUCUGCUGGCAUUUCAACCCACUAUGGCAUGUUCUGAUAAGCCUUCGUUCGUGUCAAAAGCUGGAUCGUUGCUUGAAACUUCCCAAGGAAGCCUCCUGGACAAAUUCAAGUCGUUCGUGGGCCUCUCGAAUUUCCAAGCCAAGUGUCCCAGCGGUUGGCUAUAUUUGAGUUUUGCGUUGGGAUUAUGGAUUUACCAAAGCUUAGAUGCCAUUGAUGGCAAACAAGCCAGACGAACUGGAACCUCUGGACCUCUCGGAGAAUUAUUCGAUCACGGUUGCGAUGCCCUAAAUACCACUCUAGGCGCCAUUCUUGCCUCGGCAUCGUUGAAUCUAGGACAUUCCUGGUGGACGGUUGCUUCUCAAGUCGCAUCACUGGCCAACUUUUACCUCACGACCUGGGAAGAAUACCAUACCGGCACCUUGUUUCUGAGUAGUUUUAGUGGUCCUGUCGAAGGGAUUUUAUUGGUGAUCGGUGUCUUUUUUAUUACAUCCAUCUAUGGUCCGCCUUUCUGGGAUCAGGGAGUUUUAACUCUUUUGGGGCUCAAUUCAUUUCCUUUAUUGAAGAACUCUGGGCUGGAUUUUCCUCUGAACAAAUGCUCAUUGGCCUUCGCCAUCUUUAGUCUGGGAUCCAAUAUAUUAGGAAGUUACAUGAAUGUCGUAAAAAGCAACCGUGGCAAAAAAGGUUCUAGCGCCAAAACUCUGCUGGGACUAUUACCUUUUGUCCUACAAACGGCGAUCAAUCUCCUAUGGCUUCAUUCGCAACCAACUCUAAUGAGCCGCCAUCUGUUACCUUUUAUGGUAUACUACGGUUUGAGUUUUGCCUAUCUGGUUGGGCUUCUGAUCGUUUCACAUAUCCUCAAGGCCCCAGAAGUAUUCCCCUAUUGGAACGUAUUGCUCUGUUGGUCAUUUCUAGGCUUGGCCGAUUCUUACCUCAAUACUCUGACCUUCGGCUUGGUCAAGCAACCGUUCUUUCAAAACUCGGAAGCUGGGGUGGUCAAGUUUAUCUGGCUUAGUAUCCUAGUAUCCGGCCUUGUCUAUGCGUAUUUUGUGACAGAUGUAGUUCUAGAUGUUUGUGACUACUGUGAUAUAAAUUGUCUGACAAUCAAGAAGAAGCCUGAAGUCCAAAAGCUAGGCCAAGGUUCUCAAGACUCCCCCUCGAAAGCUGUCGAGACCACCUCCACCAGGGAGAAGGUCGCAAAUAUCCGCAAAAAGACCAAAAUAUUCUAACUCUUUAUGUCCUGCUGUCAACUCAUCGAUCUAAUCCAGCAUCUGAAGAUCAACUUACUUGUGUGUGAGAGAACAAGAGAGCUGCUUUCGAAUGUUUCCCCAACCCCAUUUGUGGAAUUAAUCUUGUCUUGGCCGUGUCUAAAAUUGAUUGUUUUUUUAUCAUCUCAGCUCUGUUUGUAUUCGAUUUCUGAUUCAGGUUCUACAACAUCGCAUCAGUUUUAACAUCAUCAUUUCACAUCACUUUCUGUUCACUUUCAGUUAUCUUUUCCGCUAUUCAUUCUCACACCUUUUGUCCCGGUACAAGUGGUUUUUCAUGCAUCCUAGAACAUCCUUUUCAAUGAUCUCUUACACACCUGUAAAAUUAUAUCAGUGUUUGAAAUUGAUGUCUAAUAUAUCAAUCAUUGAUUGCCCACUUCACUGCGGAAAAAAGAAAACAAGAAUGUGGAGAAUUAGAAUGAGUAACAUGCAGAUGGUGGCUUAUCUGAGGAAUCAUUUGAAA